This is a messenger RNA of Phragmites australis (common reed), 1795 nucleotides long. RefSeq names its product octanoyltransferase LIP2p, chloroplastic-like. Gene Ontology annotation, molecular function: lipoyl(octanoyl) transferase activity. The record is from RefSeq and is a predicted model, not a curated record. Gene Ontology annotation, cellular component: mitochondrion. Gene Ontology annotation, biological process: protein lipoylation. NCBI's taxonomy places the organism in Eukaryota, Viridiplantae, Streptophyta, Magnoliopsida, Poales, Poaceae. Bases 136 to 1059 code for a protein of 307 amino acids. The transcript has 4 exons.
ACGGCCCAACGCUGCCACCUUUCGUGGGCCGGAUCCUCGCACGGAGUUCGCCUUGUCUCGUCUUCCUCCUCGGCGCCUCCGCCCUCCGCCGGCGCCACGCAUCCUCCAACGCCACGCGCGCGGCGAGGCGGCGCCAUGGUCCUCCUGUGCGCAUCCUCCUCCUCCUGCUACCACCGUGCCGCGCCCUUCCCAGCGGCCGCCACCGCGGCGCGCCCCCACAGGGGAAGCCUGCGCCUAGCGGCAGCCGGCCGCCGCGGCUCCGGCCCUGCCGCCGCGCCGUGGAACGCGGCUCCGCUGGCUCGCCCCGCGGUGGUCGUCGACAGGAGGAGGUGUGACUGCUUUGAUCUCCAUCAGCAGAUAGUUCCAUUUGCCGAUUCUUGGGCUUGGCAGCAGUCCAUUGUUACGAGGAGGAGAGGUUUGGUGGACAGAGAUGAAGAUCGCUCAGACACCUUAAUUGCCUUGCAACAUUCACCGGUUUAUACAUUGGGCACUGACAGCAGCGAGGACUACCUCCAUUUCAAUGUUGAAGAUGCUCCUUUUGAGGUUCAUCGUAUUGACCGUGGUGGGGAAGUGACUUACCAUGGCCCUGGACAGCUUGUUAUGUACCCGAUUCUCAAUUUGCGGUAUCAGAAAAUGGACCUUCAUUGGUACCUUAGGUCACUUGAAGAAGUGAUCAUUCGUGCACUGAAAUCUGCAUUCUCUAUGGAGGCAUCAAGAGUAGAAGGUCUCACUGGUGUUUGGGUUGGGGAUCAGAAAGUUGCAGCAAUAGGGAUUCAUGUCACCCGAUGGAUAGCUUAUCAUGGUCUAGCCCUAAACGUCACAACUGAAUUAACCCCAUUUGAAAUGAUUGAUCCCUGCGGCAUAAAGGAUCGUGGCAUUGGGAGCGUUAAGGAGAUACUACAAAAGGCAUCAGAUGGAAGAGAAAUUGAUGAUACAUUGCUGAUGGAUAUAGCAUAUAAUUCGUUGAUCGAAGAGUUUUCUGAACUUUUCAAACUCUCUUUGGACUUCAGCCCUGAUUGGAGUUUUCAGGAAAACAACAGUUUUUUAUUGGAUUCGUAAAACUGCAGUUUUAUUGAGAAGCUAGAAACCAGUACAAGCAGAUUACAGACACAAACAUUAUUGAUUCAAAGAGUAAGCUCGUUCAACCCAAUAGUGACAAAAUUAGUGAUCUGUUUGCAUCGUAUUCAAGCCUUUGCUUCACCUGCAAAUGAGCCACAAGAGUCGUUUCAGCAAAUUGAUCAGCUGCGACACUGGCCAGAUGAAAAAUUCAGCAAGGCAUUUGACCUUCCUUUGCGGUCGAUAUAUGGAUCCUUCUGCCUUUGUGUCGACACCUGGUCAUGGUUUUCAUGUGCAAUGCUUCCCCUUUUCAAUGCCAUCGUAAACGGACACGACAUGCUUGCCACAGCCGUUCCAGGUGAACUUGCUGCACUCCACCUUGUAGCACAUCUUCUCGUCUUUCAGAUGUAGGAUGCUGUUUCUGGAGUGGGUUUCUUCGGUGUCCUCACUCUUCUUAGGCUUCAGUAUUUAUAGCAUCAUGUAUUGCUCGUUUCUUGCAAGGACCAGUGUAUUUCCCAAUGCUUCCAUGUGUCCCAGUGCAAUUGGUGAAGGAAACAAUGUGUGGAUAUUGUUCUUGCGUCAAUAUUUUGUGGUUGAUAAAACUAUAGUUGUUCCCAGUGCCAAUCUGGCUAUGCGGCUCUGUUGUAACGUAUCUUGUGACCAAACUAUGUCUGUUGCUUGCAUGGUAAACAAUGAAAAAUGCCAAAGCUGGCUAUCUCAUGAUGUGUUUAACAUAUCA